Dermacentor andersoni is the source of this 2992-nucleotide messenger RNA. The record is from RefSeq and is a predicted model, not a curated record. Lineage: Eukaryota; Metazoa; Arthropoda; Arachnida; Ixodida; Ixodidae.
GGCAUGUUCGUGGUGCGGUGAUUAGUUUGUUGGGCUGCCUGUGCGAGUUCAUCCUUGUGUGUACGGUUGUCAAUGAAUGGAAUGCGACAAUGCGACCAUGUGUCCUUAGCAGAUUCUGUGCUCAAUCAUGGUGUACCAAGAAUCGCUGAUACAUGGCUGCGUGAUUAAGGUCUGUCCCGGAACAGUGGCAUCCCCACCAAACUGGUGGCAGCAACUGUCACCUACUUCACACCCUCGCUCAAGCUCCACGUGACACAGGAGCAUUGAAGCAUUCCAGCUGUCCAGCAAAUGCAGAUGGUGCAGUUACAUGAAGGAUACUGCCACUGCUAACUCCUGUGUCUAUGAGAUGGAUAAACUGUAAUCUGAAGUGCCCACCAGGAUCCUUGCAAGCCAGUGUGUGUUUGAAUUCCAUUUGUGCCCUCGGAGCUUGCAAACGUUCAAGCUGAAGCAACACCUGCACAUUCACACAGCCAAAAGGCUAUUUCAGUGGCCUUCAUGCUCUCAGAGCUUCUCGCAAAAAGUUAUUCUAAAGCAACACCUGUGCAUCCAUAGGGGUGAGAUGCUAUUUCAUUGUCAUUUGUGCCCUCAGAGCUUCUCACAAAAGAGUAAUCUGAAUCGGCACCUGCGCACCCAUACAGGCGAGAGGCCAUUUCAGUGCCCUUCGUGCCCUCAUAGCUUCUCACAAAAGGGUGAUCUGAACCAGCACCUGCGCACCCACACAGGCGAGAAGCCAUUUCAGUGUCCUGCAUGCCCUCAAAGCUUCUCACGAAAGAGUACUUUGAACCAGCACCUGCGCACCCACACAGGCGAGAGGCCAUUUCAGUGCCCUUUGUGCCCUCAAAGCUUCCUACAGAAGAGUCAUCUGAACCAGCACCUGCACACCCACACAGGUGAGAAGCCAUUUCAAUGCCCUUCGUGCCCUUGGAGCUUCUCUCAAAAGAGUACUCUGAACCGGCACCUGCACACCCACACAGGCGAGAAGCCAUUUCAGUGCCCUGCGUGCCCUCAAAGCUUCUCACUAAAGGGUACUAUGAACCAGCACCUGUGCACCCACAAAGGUGAGAGGUCAUUUCAGUGCCCUUUGUGCCCUCAGAGCUUCUCACAAAAGGAUCAACUGAACCAGCACCUGCACACCCACACAAGCGAGAAGCCAUUUCAGUGUCCUGCGUGCCCUCAAAGCUUCUCACUAAAGGGUACUCUAAACCAGCACCUGCGCACCCACACAGGCGAGAGGCCAUUUCAAUGCCCUUCGUGCCCUCAGAGCUUCUCACGGAAGAGUCAUCUGAACCAGCACCUGUGCACUCACACAGGUGAGAAGUCAUUUCAAUGUCAUUCGUGCCCUCAGAGCUUCUCACAGAAGAGUUCUCUGAACCAACACCUGCACACCCACACAGGUGAGAAGCCAUUUCAGUGCCCUUCGUGCCCUCAGAGCUUCUCACAUAAGAGUACUUUGAACCGGCACCUGCACACCCACACAGGCGAGAAGCCAUUUCAGUGCCCUGCGUGCCCUCAAAGCUUCUCACUAAAGAGUACUCUGAACCAGCACCUGCACACCCACACAGGCGAGAGGCCAUUUCAGUGCCCUUUAUGCCCUCAAAGCUUCUCACAAAAGAGUAAUCUGAACCGGCACCUGUGCACCCAUAAAGGCGAGAAGCCAUUUCGUUGCCCUUCGUGCCCUCGGAGAUCAUCACAAAGGAGUAAUCUGAACCGGCACCUGCGCACUUGCACAGGUGAGAGGCCACUCCAGUGCCUUGCAUGCCCUCUGAGCUUCUCACAGAAGAAUGCUCUGAACCAACAUCUGCGCACCCACGCAGGAGAGAAGCCAUUUCAGUGCCCUUUAUGCCCUCAAAGCUUCUCACAAAAGUCGACAUGGAAGGUACACCUGCACUUCCACUGAUGUGAGAGACUGUUUCAGAGCCGUUCAUGUCCUGAGAGCUUCUUGUGGAAGUCUGCAUUAAACCAACAGCCACGCAACACACAGGCGGGUGGCCAUUUCAGUGCCCUGCAUGCCCUCAGCAAUCCUCAGAAGUCCUGACUGAAGGAUCAUGUGUGCAUCCAGUCAGCGAGGCCGUGCCAGUGCUCUUCAUGUACUCGGAGGCACUCAUGGAUGUUCGCACUGAACUUCCACUAAUGUGAGAAGCUGUUUCAGGGCCCUUCAUGUCCUGAGAACUUGUCGUGGAAGUCCGCACUCAACCGACACCCGCUCUCUACACAAAAUCCUAGUGAAGGAUCACCUGUGUAUCCACUCAGGGAGACGCUAUUUCAGGGCUCUUCAUGUCCUAAGAGUUACUUGUGGAAGUUCACACUGAUUUUACACAUGCACGACCCACAUAAGCGAGAAGCCAUUUCAGUGCCAGUUAUUCAGUCAAACCUUCGCACAUAAAAGCCACCUCAAUAGACACCUUGCCACCACAAGUGCACCAGACACAUGCGGUGCAGCAGCGCUGAGUUGUGCACACCUCAUUGUACCUUUUUGCUUUUCAUAUUUUCCUCAGUUUUUUCAUGGAAGCUCAGUGCAUGUGUACGCCUGUCGUUUUAUACUAGUAUGAAUCGUAGGUCUUCAUUUUUCAUUAUUAUGAUGUUUAAGCUCUGUCUUGAAGAUAAGCACUUCUUUCCGCAUUAAAGUGUUUAACUGCUCAUUACUAAAUGAGUUCGUUUCAGCACACUAAAUAAAAUUUGGGAUUGGGUUUUGUUAAUUAUUGAUAUUUCAAUACUUGUACUAAUAGCAUGUAAUGUUUCAAUUCAUUUGCAUUUAUUGUGCUGAACACUUCAAGACAAUUUGAGUGGCUAUUUACUGAUGCUGUGUAAUGCAGUUAAAACAACCUUUUCUCAGGAAUUGAAAUUGUGCAAUUGUGUGCUUUUUUGAUUCCUACUAGAUUCAAUUGGUUUCAGUGAUACUAAAUGCACUGGUACGAAAUUUUUUGCUCGUAGAUCUGUCCAGACCUUUAGGAACCUUUAAAAUUGCUUCAUAAUAAAACAUUGUUCUCAUGGA